Messenger RNA from Fibroporia radiculosa, 837 nucleotides. RefSeq lists its product as uncharacterized. The coding region runs from base 1 to 837 and encodes 278 amino acids. Gene Ontology annotation, molecular function: oxidoreductase activity, acting on the CH-OH group of donors, NAD or NADP as acceptor. The transcript has 8 exons. The record is from RefSeq and is a predicted model, not a curated record. Lineage: Eukaryota; Fungi; Basidiomycota; Agaricomycetes; Polyporales; Fibroporiaceae.
AUGGCAGGCGUCGGGUCAUCUCUCAAAGGCCGUCUCAUCCUGAUCACUGGUGGCACCGGAGGGAUUGGCCAGGCGACAGCGAAGGCAUUCGCUCACGUCGGCUGCUCUAUCGCCAUUCACUACAAUGCGGCGUCCUCCAAAGCCAAAGCCGAGACUCUGAUGGGCCAGCUCCAGACUCUUGCGCCCCCCGGCGUCACACCGCGAUUUGCCUCCUUCCAAGCAGACCUUUCCAGCUACGACGAGGCCCGUAGACUGCACGCAGAUGUCGUGCAGACUCUUGGAAAUCCAGACAUCUUAUACAGUAAUCAUGGCGUAGCGGGUCCCGUAAUUGGUCCUGAGGGCAACAUCAAAGAUAUUCCUAUUGACGUCUUCGAGGAGACAUGGCGGACGAAUACAGGGACGAGCUAUCUGCUCGCUCAACUAUGCGUGCCAUACAUGGAGUCCCAGCGCUGGGGGCGUAUCAUCUUUGCAUCUAGCGUUGCGGCAGGUAAUGGUGGUGUGAUCGGUCCCCACUAUGCCUCUUCCAAAUCCGCACUGCACGGCCUUGUCCAUUGGCUAUCUCUCCGAUACGCCAAGGAUGGAAUUACCACCAACGCGAUUGCGCCUGCACUGAUCGAAGGUAGACGUCACCCCCCGGAGCCCGACAUCCCGCUCACCGCGUCCGCAGAUACCAACAUGAUGGCAAACCCUGCCCCGUCCGCGAAGAGUAAAAUUCCGGUGGGAAGACUUGGAAAGCCAUCUGAGAUGGCAGACAUCGUUUUGCUACUGGCCUCCAACGGCUACAUGACGAAUAAAGUUAUUGUUGCCGACGGAGGUUGGACUGUCGGCGGGUUUUAA